AUGGCACUGUUUCUCAGCUUAUGUGUAGUGCCAAAGCUAAUGCUGAACGGUGCAUGUGUAAACGUCACAGCAGCAGCGAAUGGGUCAUCCGCACUCCAGCUACCUCUUCGAGCCACUGGGGAUGAGUAUAGAUUUGAAUCUAUAUGUAUUUCAUGUCAUGUCGACAGGUGCAGUGGCAUAGGGAGUGACACAGCUGCUGGUUUUGAGCAGAUGAAAAUCUUCGCAAUUGUGACGUUCCUGCUCCUGUCUUCUCUCGCUGUCUCCUACAUACCGGAUGGAGAUAUGGGUAUCUGGCGCCGGCGGACCAACUGGACGCCGUUGGACCCGUCGCAGCCCAUAUUACAGCCAUCCAUUGGACCCGUCGCAACCCCUUCUAUAGCGUCGAGGCAUCAACUCGACGCCAGUGGACCCGUCGUCUCUGACUCGUUAACUGCUGCUAUACACCGGACUCUUCUGCGAGCACAGCCGCAAGAUGAUGUUGUGUUGGCGAACAUCCCGAACGACAGCAUCAAGUGA
Molecule: messenger RNA, 516 nt
Organism: Necator americanus (New World hookworm)
Lineage: Eukaryota; Metazoa; Nematoda; Chromadorea; Rhabditida; Ancylostomatidae
Exons: 6
Coding region: 1-516 (171 amino acids)
Source: RefSeq, a predicted model, not a curated record